CACACACUUCUCCCUCACAACCUGGCAUUGUCUUUCCAACACACACUCCAUCGUCUCGUGUUUGCUCCAUCCUCUCGCACACACACGCUCGCCCCCCUCCCCUCGCACCAAUCACCACCCCCUAACAGACCUAGACGCUGUGCGUCAAACAGGACAAAUCUAUUCGCAGGUCGAACAAGGCGCUAGUCGCUGUCCAUUCCCCCCCAACCUCCCCUCCCCAUCACCACAAGUCCUUGUUACUUUCACGCAUUCUACUACCACACUCACCACCAUGAAGUCUGCCAUCAUUCUUCUCCCCCUCGUGGCUUCGCUGGCGCAGGUCGCCACAGCCUUCCCCUUCAUCAAGCGUGCCGCUGCGGGGCCGGACCUCGCGCGCGCCAACAACGAGCGCUCCGGUAGCUUUGUCCACGUUCGUGGACAGGACAGCAAGCGCCUCGUGCGCCGCAAGCGUCCUCACCACGACUGGGAGACGUCGACCCCUUGCACGACUUCCACCGAUGCUCCCUCGGCGACCUCGUCCGCCUCGUGGUCCUCGGAUGACAACAGCAGCAGUGACUCGUCCUCGUCGUCUUCCGACUCGAACCCCAACACUGGCGGCAACCUCAACGCUUCUCCCCCUGCCUCGGGCACCCGUGUCUCGACCGGCUCGGCUCCUCAGAGUACCUCGGCCUGGCAGCACGUUGAGACCAUCUCCGGCCAGAACUUCUUCGACCAGCAGUACUGGAACUUCUGGAGCUACCCUGACCCCACCCACGGCACUGUCAACUAUGUUGACGGUAACACUGCUCGCAGCCAGGGUCUCAUCUCCGUCAACGGCCAGGGCCAGGCUAUCAUGAAGGUCGACACCACCCCGCAGGUCCAGGGUGGUCGCAACUCGGUCCGCAUCCACAGCAACCGCAUCUGGACUGGCGGCAUGGUCAUUCUCGACGCUGCCCACAUGCCUACCGGCUGUGGCACCUGGCCUGCUUGGUGGCAGAACGGCCCCAACUGGCCCGAGGGUGGAGAGAUUGACAUCCUCGAGGGUGUCAACGACAACACCAACAACCAGGUCUCGCUCCACACUGGCGUUGGCUGCACCAUGCCCAACAACCUCGAGUCGAACCAGCUUGGCACAAUGUCCACGGGUAAUUUUAACCCCUACGACUGCUCGUCUGCCAACACUCAGAACCAGGGAUGCGGUGUCAUUGAUCGCAAGAGCGCCAACUCGUACGGUGCUGGAUUCAACUCGGCUGGUGGCGGUGUUUACGCCCUGGCUUGGGCUAAGUCUGGCAUCAAGGUUUGGUUCUUUACCCGCUCUGCCGUUCCUCAGGACAUCACCUCGGGCAGCCCUAACCCCGACGGCUGGGGAACCCCCGUUGCCAACUUCCCCUCGGACAACUGCAACCCGUACCAGUUCUUCUACGACCAGUUCAACAUCUUUGACACGACCCUCUGCGGUGACUGGGCCGGUGCCGACUCGGUCUGGUCCCAGAGCUGUGCCGCGAGCACUGGCUUCGGCUCGUGCUCCGACUACGUUCUCAACUCUGGAGCUUCGUUUGAGCAGGCGUACUGGGCCGUCAACUCGGUUACUUACUACAACUCGACGACUCUUGUUUAAAGCCCAAGUGGCCUCCUCACACCGCUGGCCGGUGUGAAGCAAAAGUCACGUUAGAGAAACGAGUUUGAUACGACCCCCCCGGACCUGACCCCAUCGAUGUCCCCACAACGUAGACUUUUCCUCGGCACUCGUGUACAACCACUGUUGGUAUGCUCAGAAUCUAUAGAGGGCGCUUCCCGAUUUUGGUAGCCAGAAUGCAACUCUGUGUAAACAG
Molecule: messenger RNA, 1811 nt
Organism: Vanrija pseudolonga
Lineage: Eukaryota; Fungi; Basidiomycota; Tremellomycetes; Trichosporonales; Trichosporonaceae
Product: putative glycosidase
Exons: 3
Coding region: 272-1597 (441 amino acids)
Biological process (GO): glucan catabolic process
Molecular function (GO): hydrolase activity, hydrolyzing O-glycosyl compounds
Source: RefSeq, a predicted model, not a curated record